UCCAAAACCUUCACAAAAAAAAAAAGCCUUCAUAGUUUGAACGUUUCAGUUUCCAAAAGAAAAGUUGAGCCUUUGAACAGAGAUGGCCACAAUGUCACGCCCGAUGGCUUCUCGGAGCAAGAGAGAGGGAAGAGGACAUGCCUUCCCGGUGGACUCUCCAAGCUUCUGCUUGAAGAUUGUUACUGCUGUGGAUCUCCAAGAUGGGAAGGAACUUCCAGAGCCAGCUGUGAGGAAGUAUGGGAAUUGUAUGGCAGACUCCAUAUUCCUCAAGGUUCCCAAUUGCGGAACAUCAUGGCCAGUAGAACUGAAAAAAACGAUUCGUGGUAGCCGAAUCUGGUUACAAAAAGGAUGGGAGCAGUUCACAGACUUUUACUCCAUAGACCAAGAUUACUUCAUAGUGUUCAGCUAUGAAGGCGAACAUUCUCAUUUCCAAGUACACAUUUUCCACUGCAACAAUAUGGAAAUGGAUUACCCAAUUCGUGGAGGAGGAGUUGGUGGAUGCAUGUCUACACCCAAUUCAAAAGGUAGCUCUUUUCCCUCUGCAUCAUAUGCUGGUAGAGACCAAAACAAUGACAACCAACAUGAUUUUUAUGGAGCUAACAAUUUCAUAUUCGGGGACAAGCCAGGUUUUCGGAUCACAAUGACUAAAUCAUACUUGUCAGCUAUAUUGAGAGUACCUUCGUAUUUCACCGUCGAACAUCUGUGUGAAAUAGGGUCUUAUUCCGAUGUGACCUUACAAACUUCAGGUGAGAGAACUUGGACUGUUCAUUGUGCAAUCGACAAAAGUAGGCGAAAUGGAAGAUUCAAUGCUGCUGGUUGGAGAGCAUUUGUGCAGGACAAUCAACUGAAAGCAGGUGAUGAUUGUCUGUUCCAGUUGAUAGGCGAACGUAAGCUCAAAGUCUACGUAUACCGAGCUAAAUGAAGGCUAUAUCAACCUGACUCUGUACUGAAACUACAUUGGUAGCCUAUGACUAGUUGAUGUUAUAUUCAUCUUUAUGUGAAGAAGUUGAUGUUUCCAGCUUUUGUGAACUUGAUGUUGUUUCCAACCUUAUGCGAAGAUGACCUCUAUUAGCACUAUUAUCUAUUUGCUAGUGUUCGAUUGAUGUUGUUG
Molecule: messenger RNA, 1111 nt
Organism: Rosa rugosa (rugosa rose)
Lineage: Eukaryota; Viridiplantae; Streptophyta; Magnoliopsida; Rosales; Rosaceae
Product: B3 domain-containing protein Os03g0212300-like
Exons: 4
Coding region: 83-922 (279 amino acids)
Molecular function (GO): DNA binding
Source: RefSeq, a predicted model, not a curated record